This is a messenger RNA of Ruditapes philippinarum (Manila clam), 1855 nucleotides long. RefSeq names its product protein O-glucosyltransferase 2-like. Bases 120 to 1667 code for a protein of 515 amino acids. Lineage: Eukaryota; Metazoa; Mollusca; Bivalvia; Venerida; Veneridae. The record is from RefSeq and is a predicted model, not a curated record. Gene Ontology annotation, cellular component: endomembrane system. Gene Ontology annotation, molecular function: glucosyltransferase activity; protein binding. The transcript has 9 exons.
AUACUGAUAGUUGCAGUAGUUUCAACUUUCAUUACGUGUGAGGUGUACUAGGCGUGUAUGUAAUAGUGUAUGUGUGACAUAACUAUUUAUGAAAACUUAGUAAAAUAGCGUGAAAUAAUAUGUACUCUUACAUGUUUGCGUGCUUGCUUAUAUUCCUCACAAGUAUAGAAACAUCGUCUGCACUGAGGACCGAACAUGUUCUUGAUUUGCAGAAAACCCGUGUAUGGGGUCCAGGACUAGAAUCGGAUUUUUUCCUACCAGUCCGUUACUUUUUUAUUCAGGCAGUUUCUGAAAAUGGAGAUAAUAUAACAGAAUCCAUAGGGGAGAAACCAUUUGAAGUAUCCCUCAGUUCAGCUGGUCAGAAUAGAGUACGAGUAUAUUUACAGGUACUUGACAAACAAGAUGGAAUGUACAUCGUCAGAUUCCGUAUUUUCAGCACUCUUGAAAACGUGAAAAUCAGCGUCACUUUCAAUGGAAAAGAUGUUGCGCAAUCACCGUAUGAACUACCUGGAUUUAUAUACCCGGAGACGUGUUAUUGUCCGCAGCCAGAUAUUCAGCAAUGGUACAGCAAUAUGAAAUGUCCCGCGUCCUACAAACAGAUCAAGAAUGACCUUUCUCUGUUUAAAGAUGUUGACCUUGAGAAGACAGCCGCUGAAACUAUACAACGAUUUAAUAUAUCAACAGCACAUAGUCUCUGUUAUUACAAGAUAAUAGAUAAUAAGAUAUAUCGUAAAACAUAUGGUCAACAUGUUGGUUUUAAGAUGUUUAGUGAUGCCAUCCUGUUGUCUUUAACAAAGAAGGUUAAACUGCCGGAUCUUGAAUUUUUCGUAAAUCUCGGAGAUUGGCCACUUGAGAAGAGGAAGCGAACUGACAACCCACUGCCAAUAUUCUCAUGGUGUGGAUCUGAUGAAUCUCUAGAUAUUGUCAUGCCAACUUAUGAUCUGACUGAGGCAACACUAGAAAUGUUGGGAAGACAAUCUUUAGAUGUAUUCAGUGUAAUGGGUAAAAGUCCAACCCGCUGGGAGAACAAGACUGAAAUUGGAUUCUGGCGUGGGCGUGACAGUCGACAGGAACGGUUAGACCUGGUGGUGAUGUCAAGAAAAAAUCCUGAUUUACUGCAUGCCAAAAUGACGAGAAUGUUCUUUUUUAAACACGAUGAAGAGAAAUAUGGCGAGCUUGUGAACAAUAUCCCUUUCUUUGAUUUCUUUAAGUAUAAAUAUCAAGUUAAUAUAGACGGGACAGUAGCUGCUUACAGAUUGCCGUACCUACUGGCAGGAGAUUCCGUAGUGCUUAAACAAGAUUCGUUCUAUUAUGAACAUUUCUACAAAGAUCUAAAACCUUACGUGCACUACAUACCAUUCAAGAGAGAUCUCAGUGACUUACUCGAGAAAAUAAAAUGGGCAAAAGAAAAUGAUGAGAAGGUACAUGAAAUUGCAAGGAACGCACAAAACUAUGUUUUGGAAAAUCUUUUACCCAAAGAUAUAUUCUGCUAUCAUGUAAAAUUAUUUGAGACAUAUUCUAAAAGAUUCAAAUCUCCUCCAACCAAACCUGAUGAUUCAUGGGAGUUAGUGGAACAGCCAAAAGAUGAUAGUAAUUGUAACUGUCAAUUGAAGGAACAGCCUUCUAAAAAUAAAUCCAAAACUAAGUCAAAGAAAGAUGAACUUUGAUGAAAAUAGCAAUAUAGAACUAUGCAAUUAGUAAAUGAAAGUAGCUAUGCAAUGUUGUAAAGUCAUGGUGCAUAUUUUGUUACAGUAUUUUUUAUACAGAUAUAUAGAAUUAUACUUAUACAUUAAAUUGCAAAAGACCUUUUACAAAAAGGUCUAUAGAUAUUUUUAUUUUAUCUGAGCACAAGAAA